AUAACAACAGUCGAUGACAAACACUGGCAAGAUUCUUCAUGAAACCGGCUCCCCGGAUAGUGACCUAGUGCACGCUUAAUCGAGGUCUCGCUCGAUGCGAAAAAUACAACGCGGCCUUCUUCUCGAUCUGAGAAAUAAGUCGCUCCUUUCCUUUCCCGCCUAAAUUCUCUCGGAAAUUAACAUCCAGGGCCCUGUGGAUAUCGGAUAUUAAUGAUGAUUAUCGAUCAAUCUAACUUGAUCCUGUCUGGUCGUCUGCUUAUCCUGAAAACACGACUGGCGUAUUACCUUGUUAAUUCUCCUGUAAACCAGUAGAUCAUGAUCAGAAUUGGUCUAAGGAACAUCCCGAUGUACUUUGAGGAAUCUUAGGCCUGUCUAGCUGAAAAUAUGGAUAAUUCAUAGUCUUCGCUACCAUUUCAUUUUAAGAAACUAUAUUGAAGAACAGUAAUCAACCUGAUCUAAGGACUAUUAUGAAGUCGGAAUAUCAUUUUGAACGGUGGAUCGAGACAAUGGAUAGAAUAAUUUGCAAAGGUGUCGACCUAGAAAACUGAGAUAACUUUUAUAUGACAAUCUCUCCGUUUGAUUAAACGCAAGGAUGUGGUACAGAUACAUUCUUUCCAAACGUAGGCCUACAUAAAAUAUUGAAGCCAGCAGGCAUCGUGGAGCUUUCUUUGGGAUGAUUUUCGUCAGAUCAUGUAAAUGAAUAACGAAACUGAUGUUUUACCAUGCAGUUCGUUGCUAUCCAUUGUCUACAGAAAAGUUUUGGAAUCGAAGAAAUUGUACUUUCACUGAAGAUUUUAGUUGUGAUGCUCCGGGAUUGCACAGAGAUCAGCAUCCUAUACUGAGUAGAUUGGUAAUUUGUUUCGAUCCGGAGCUCUCCCCUGUGGAAGAAUAGGAAACAAAACGAAUAACCUCUGUCUGGAGAUAAAACAAUGUCUUAAGUUCUUAAUCGCUUUUAUUGAUGCUACACAACUUUUGCUCGAAUUGAAAGUCAAGAGCUAAGCUAAGAGAAGAAUAUUAAUUUCUAGACGAACGGCAGAGGAGCUAGAGAGACGUAUAAUAGUGAUUGUAAAUCAGGUUGAUCGACAAGCUCUUUAGUAAAGCUUCCUUUACCGCUCACUGCAAACCCACGGGUGCAAACCAAGCAGAUCAGGAUGGCAUCAUUGAGGCGAGUCACAGCAGAAAACUUGAACUGUCCUCUCUGCAUGGACACCUUCGACGAAGCAACCCUUCUGAGCUGCGGCCACACCUUCUGUCGCAAGUGCUUGACGAAAUACGACGAGUUUCACCCAGACCAUGCUGACAUGCAUUGCCCACUCUGCCGCGAAGCCACACCUUUGAAUGAGAAACGAGUGGAAGGGUUGUCCUCCAAUGUGACCCUGAACGGACUGGUUGGGGAUAUCAAUCGGAUCUCGACGGGCUUACACCACGACGAUGAGUCCAAACCAAGGUGUAACCUUUGCCAGCCAAAGUCGAUGAGCGAUGACCACCAGGAGCAGGCCAUUGCCGUGUCAUUUUGCCACGAGUGCGAGGGCUAUCUCUGCGAGAGUUGCCUCUCGGGGCAUACCCGAAUGGUGCAUGUCUUCGGCACCCACCGCACCGUCUCUGUCCAGGAGGUUCGGAAAGAAAAAGAGCGGGACAGUAACAUCGCCAAGAGCUGCCCCGAACACAAGUCCGAGCAGAUGGACUUCUACUGCCAAGACUGUGAAGAAUUCGUCUGCCACAAGUGCACGGUGGUGAAACACUCUGGAAGAGAACAUUCCAUCAAGGAUAUCACUGAAUACGAGACGGAGACGCGACAGAAGAUCGAUAUGCUGGUCAUGAGGAGCUCGGUCAGGAGGGCGAAGAUCGAGAAACAUAUUGGUGACAUCAAGCAGGAGGAGAAGCACAUCCGGGUCAUGCUGACCAAGAUGGAGAGCGAAAUCAAUCGAGCUUAUGAUUAUAAAAUUAAGCAAUUGGAUGAAAACAAGCAGGCUUUGCUUGAGGAAGUCGCUCGGGUCGAGGCGAUGUAUUACGGAAAGCUCAUUGACAUGACGAAAACGGCACGUUCACUGGCCAAGAAAAUAUCCGUUUCAAGUGAGAUGAUUUCAAAAGGUAAACGAAAACCUUUGUUUGGUGAGAGUCGUGUCGCUCAUAACAAUCUCUAUCGAGAACUCGACGUCGUCCUCGGCGAAGAAGUAGACAUGAUGGCGCCAAGCAGACUUCGAGACCUCACGGGGAAAACAUGCUUUGUCCCGUCAGCAAGCGAUGUCAUAGACCUCGGUCAGAUCGGCGCUCAUAUUACUGGAUGGACGGUGGUCAAUGAAAUCGACUUGCCGUGUGAUGAUGCUAUGAACGGUCUCGCAACCAUGUCAUACGAUAAAGUUGCAGUGUCAUAUUUCAACGGCGGUGUGGAUUCCUUUAACAUCUACUCUGGCGAAAGAAAGUUGUUGAUCGAGAGCGACGAUCGCGGCACCCACGACAUUGCUUUCCUCAGCGACGGCCGAUUUGUCGCCACGAACACUCGCCGCGUUCUGAAGCUUUUCAAUGCCGAUCAAACGCCAACCGACAUCAGUUUCGACACGCCCUCAGAGACAAACGGACUGACAAUGCUCGACGUCGACGCCCAGGACCAUAUCUUUAUAUCUUUCUGGGAUCUUAAAAAGAUAUUCGUCUUCUCGCCAGCAGGCGGGAAGCCUCUUCGUGUCAUCAAUACCGAGCGAAUCCCUCGUCAGAUUUGCACGACGUCGACUGGUUCCAUCGUCACUCAGAAACUCGGCAACAUCACCGUGCUCGACGAGGACGGCAACAUCCAGUGGUCGGUGACGAAGAGGAAGGGAUACUUGCACCCCGCCGUCAACGAUAAAGACCAGCUCUACAUCGCUUGCGUCCGACCUUCCGACCAGUCGCUCUCCAUCGAGCAUUACACCUUCGGCGGCAAGCACAUGGGGACAGUUCUCAAGAACGCAAAGAUUGAGAUUCCGUCGCGACAUUGGUAUUACAUGACCUUCAUGUCACCUUCAUGCAUCGCUUUCUGCACCCCUGGCAAGCUCUACGUCAUUCAGAAGUCAUUGACCAGGACGAAAACUCUUACUGAGGUCAUCUCCCCGACAACAUAUGAGAUCGAUAGCGAAAUCAAAAUCUGUAAAAACUAAAUGUGGAUAUUAGGAUAUAUCAGCGACGUUUUGGCCUAAAUCUGGAAGAAAUUUGUGUGAUCUUAUUUAAAGCAGCAGUAGUAAAUCAUACUUGGAGUAGUAUUCAUCUGAAAUGUGGCAGCAUGCUUGUGAUCUCAACAUAGUUUUCGCUCAAUUUCACAUCUGGAGAAUAACGAAUAACUGAUGUGUGAUGCAUGUUGACAUCAUAAACGUAUCUCGACUUCAUCAAAAGGAUACCGAUUUUUACUGAACUAUCCCCUAUUUCAAUAUCGGAAGGAGUGUCGGUGACGUAAAUACUACUUCAUCUUUGGCCAACCCCUUUUUUUAACAAAGACCAAAUGUUCAUCUGUGAUUCCCUUUUCUCAUCUCUGACGUUUUUCAUGCGGGUGCAGUUUAUAUAUAUUCUGGAGUGUUCACAUAGCUUUUUGUAAAGUUUCGAACAACUUUACGAAUGACUGAAUUGCAAGAGUAAUAAUUGAAAUUUGUCGGCAUGCUCUUUGUUAAACAAGUGUGUUAAUACAAACAAAACUAAGUGUGGCAAAAAAAGGGCGGGGGGGGGGGCCUUGGUCAACCACCUUAUCAUUGUAAAGUGAUACAAAAAUUUUAAAAAUAGAGGAGAAAGGGAAGAGAAAGUGUAAUGGAAGGAACGCGAGUAUUGACAAAAGUGUGCUAGUUAUCGAUUAAUCGGUAAUCUUUGUGUUACAGGGCGCAUGUGGAGUCACUUUUAGGUCUCCUUGGCCUUGCCAACCCCAGCCCUCACCCACAUCCAUCAAAUUAUCAUGGCGCCUAAAAAUGGUAAAGUCUUCGGGCAUUUCAAUUGAAGAGUCGAUAUUCAAUCGCUUGUAGAGUUGUUAAUGGUAACUUAAUGCAUAGUUUAGCCUUAUGAAACAGACCCCGGAUAUUUCAAUGUAGCCCAAAAUGCAUGAGCGGAAAACUUAUUUUAAUUUGUUUAUAGUUAUAUGCAAUGACGGUGACGAUCAUAUUCGUUCUUCGAGCCUGAUGAUAUUGUUGGAUUUCUCUCGUAUUUGUAAUGCAUGAACAUUAUGGUACAGUUGCCAAUGGGGCGACAUUAUUCUUACAUUUUCACAUUUUGAUGUUAUAGACAUGCAUGGUAUUUGAUGUGUUCAUACCCCCUCCCCCCCAAAAAAGAAGAAAUACUUAGAAGUGAUAUUGUGCAAGCAUUUAUAUGUCCCAAAGUCUUCAUGCUUUGUGGGUGACGAGAUGGGACCGAAAUUGUUAAAUUAUUUCAUUUUCUUUCGGAAAUCUGGUGCCUGUUUCAUAACUUGCUCAUGCAUGACCAUGAUAACUUGCCGAUUGCCAUGAUUAUUCGUAAGUUCGUAACUAUCAUCAUAAGCAGGCCCUGCAGCCAAUUGAAAUUAAUGUUCCCAUGAUAGUAGCUUAAUGCCAAAGUUGCUACGCUCUGAAAUUCUUUAUAAACGGCAUCCGCACAAAACUCCUUCAACUUGUCUCGUUCCAUUUUCGCAUCAAUGCUAUACACACUAACGCGACAGUCACACCAACGAAGGAGAUUCCAAAGCGAUUGACGAUAUGCCAUUCGAAAUAAUAUUAGCUUUGAUUAUCCUGGAGCUGGUUUCGAUGGUUUGACUGUACAACAUAAGAAUAAUCGACAGGUAGCCAUUUGAAGAGAUGCGUUGUGGGUGGUAUAAUUUUCGUAAAAAUAACAAGAUCCCUUUCAAUUAAUUAUUUUUUUCUCUCAUUUUGACGAGAAACUAUUCACUUUUAUGCCGC
Lytechinus pictus (painted urchin) is the source of this 4880-nucleotide messenger RNA. RefSeq names its product E3 ubiquitin-protein ligase Midline-1-like. Gene Ontology annotation, biological process: protein monoubiquitination. The record is from RefSeq and is a predicted model, not a curated record. Lineage: Eukaryota; Metazoa; Echinodermata; Echinoidea; Temnopleuroida; Toxopneustidae. Gene Ontology annotation, molecular function: zinc ion binding; ubiquitin protein ligase activity. The transcript is spliced from 3 exons. The coding region runs from base 1152 to 3131 and encodes 659 amino acids.